Colletotrichum orchidophilum is the source of this 1041-nucleotide messenger RNA. Its product is annotated as calcineurin-like phosphoesterase. Gene Ontology annotation, cellular component: FAR/SIP/STRIPAK complex. NCBI's taxonomy places the organism in Eukaryota, Fungi, Ascomycota, Sordariomycetes, Glomerellales, Glomerellaceae. Gene Ontology annotation, molecular function: protein serine/threonine phosphatase activity. Bases 1 to 1041 code for a protein of 346 amino acids. The record is from RefSeq and is a predicted model, not a curated record. Gene Ontology annotation, biological process: peptidyl-serine dephosphorylation. The transcript has 3 exons.
AUGCCUGGGCUCCCAGCUUCCGUCGAUCUCGACGAGUGUAUCUCGCGCUUGUACAAGAGAGAGCUCCUCGCCGAGUCCGUCAUCGAGGCCAUUUGUGCCAAAACCAAGGAGCUGCUUAUGCGCGAAAGCAACGUCGUCCACGUCCGCGCCCCCGUCACUGUCGUCGGCGAUAUCCAUGGCCAAUUCUACGACCUAAUCGAGAUCUUCAAGAUUGGUGGCUGGUGUCCAGAUACCAAUUACUUGUUUCUGGGAGACUACGUCGACCGUGGCAUGUUCAGUGUCGAAACGAUAUCUUUGCUUGUGUGCUUGAAACUUCGAUACCCCAAUCGCGUGCAUUUGAUUCGAGGCAACCAUGAAUCUCGCGGCGUCACUCAGUCCUAUGGCUUCUAUACCGAGUGUUCGAGAAAAUACGGAAAUGCCAAUGUAUGGCACUAUUUCACCGACAUGUUCGACUUUCUGACCCUGAGCGUGGUCAUCAACGACAAGAUCUUUUGCGUCCACGGCGGUAUUACCACCCGAUUCUUUACACCCGCAUUUGCGCCGUCAUUGUUUCCCCCUUUCGCUAACUUUCAUGGUUCAGGUCUCUCGCCAUCCAUUCACUCAAUCGACCAGAUCGUCAUUAUUGACCGUUUCCGCGAGAUCCCCCACGAAGGUCCCAUGGCCGAUCUUGUAUGGUCAGACCCUGAUCCCGAGCGCGACGAGUUUUCUCUCAGUCCCCGUGGAGCGGGCUAUACCUUUGGCGCACAGGUGGUCAAAAAAUUCUUGGCUGUAAACAACAUGGACCACAUCCUGAGAGCACACCAGCUGUGCCAGGAGGGCUUUCAAGUCCUAUACGACGACCGACUGAGCACCGUAUGGAGUGCACCCAACUACUGCUACCGAUGUGGAAAUAUGGCUAGCGUCCUGGAGGUCAGUGAUACGGGCGAGAGGUUCUUCAACGUCUUCGCUGCGGCCCCGGAAAAUGACCAGCACAAGGACAUGCAGCUGGGUGGUGGAGAGAAACAGGCAGAUGGUAAUUCCCUUCCCGAUUACUUCCUGUAA